Messenger RNA from Talaromyces amestolkiae, 4545 nucleotides. RefSeq lists its product as uncharacterized. Bases 1 to 4545 code for a protein of 1514 amino acids. Gene Ontology annotation, cellular component: membrane. Gene Ontology annotation, biological process: transmembrane transport. Gene Ontology annotation, molecular function: ATP hydrolysis activity; ABC-type transporter activity; ATP binding. The transcript is spliced from 13 exons. Lineage: Eukaryota; Fungi; Ascomycota; Eurotiomycetes; Eurotiales; Trichocomaceae. The record is from RefSeq and is a predicted model, not a curated record.
AUGGCUACCUCCGACACAGAGCUGCGUGACCACGCGAGGUCCGAGAAUGCACUAUCAGAAAGAACAAAUUACAAUGACUCCAGUUCGGAAGAAACUGAGUUUGCGCCCGUUCGGUCUGGCACGUCUCGCCCGCAGAGACACGAUGAACAUGCGCAAACCCACGAGGACGAGCAUGAGAACGAAGACCACUCCCUUGCCCGACGACAAACCACAAACUCGUCCCUUGGCAGAGAACAAACAAACGAAGACUGGGCCGAGAUCGAGCGCUUAAUGUCGCGCAUGUUUGGUCGCGAACGAAAGGAAAAUUCCGAGGAAGAAAAGACAAGACACUCCGGCGUCCUAUGGAAGAAUUUAAACGUCAAAGGUGCUGGGUUGGGUGCGGCGCUGCAACCUACUGUGGGCGAUCUGUUUAUGGGAUUGCCUAGGAAGAUCAAAGGGUUGCUUACGAGGGGGAGGAAUGGUGCUAGUACAAAAGUGCCUGUCAAGACUAUUUUGCAUGAUUUCACGGGCUGCGUACGACCUGGAGAGUUGCUCCUGGUCCUUGGGAGACCUGGGUCUGGGUGCUCGACUUUUCUAAAGGUAAUUGGAAAUCAGCGGGCUGGAUAUGAAGAGAUCGAAGGAGAGGUUUCAUAUGGAGGAACGGAUCCACAGACCAUGGCAAAGAACUAUCUUUCGUAUAAUCCCGAGGAUGACCUACAUUACGCGACCCUCACCGUCAAACAAACACUCAACUUUGCACUUCAGACUAGGACACCUGGCAAGGCAUCUAGAAACGAAGGGGAAAGCCGAAAAGACUACCAAAAGACCUUUCUCAGCGCCAUCACCAAACUAUUUUGGAUCGAGCACACCAUGGACACCAAAGUAGGCAAUGAGCUCAUUCACGGUGUGUCCGGGGGUGAGAAGAAACGAGUGUCCAUUGCCGAAGCGAUGAUUACAAAAGCCAGUACGCAAUGCUGGGAUAAUUCUACUAAGGGACUUGAUGCCAGCACGGCGUUGGAGUAUGUCCAAAGUUUGCGCAGUCUGACGAACAUGGCCCAGGUCUCGACUUUGGUUGCCUUAUACCAGGCAGCUGAAAGUUUGUAUAAACUCUUUGAUAAAGUCGUGCUGAUCGAAGAAGGUCGUUGCGCAUAUUACGGUCCAAUAGACAAGGCAAAGGCGUACUUCGAGAAUCUAGGUUUUGAAUGUCCUCCACGAUGGACGACUCCAGACUUUUUGACUUCGGUUAGUGAUCCACAUGCUAGGCGUGUCAAGUCCGGCUGGGAGGAUCGGAUUCCUCGAACUGCAGAGGAAUUUGAAAGUAUCUACUUGAAGAGUGAACUAUACCAGGCAGCGAUCAAGGAUGUCCAAGAGUUUGAGCAAGAGUUGGGAAAGCAAGAAGAGACGCGUGAAGCCGCACGGAGUACUAUCAAACAGAGGAAUUUUACCCUGUCUUUCCAUCAGCAAGUACUGGCUCUCACCAAGAGACAGUUCCUUGUUAUGAUAGGAGAUCCACAGUCACUAUAUGGCAAGUGGGCUAUGAUUCUGUUCCAAGCUUUGAUUGUUGGAAGUCUUUUCUACAAUCUUCAGCCGACAAGCUCCGGCGUCUUUCCUCGCGGUGGUGUCAUGUUUUAUAUCCUUCUUUUCAACUCGCUUCUUGCCCUUGCGGAACUUACUUCAGCAUUUUCAAGUCGACCAAUUUUGUUGAAGCAUAAAGCAUUUUCCUUUUAUCGACCAUCGGCAUAUGCCUUGGCUCAAGUGGUGGUUGACAUGCCACUUGUUGCAGUCCAAGUCAUUAUAUUCGAUCUUAUUGUAUACUUGUUUGUGUCCCAGUCUAACUAUGGUAUCGGCCGUACUGACUUGCAUAGUAUGGCAGAUUUAUCACGAACGCCAUCGCAGUUUUUCAUCAAUCUUUUGAUUAUAUUUGUGUUGACAAUGACUAUAUACUCUUUCUUUCGGGCCAUGGGCGCUCUGUGCUCUUCACUUGAUGUUGCCACUCGAAUCACUGGGGUUGCCUUGCAAGCUCUAGUCGUCUACACAGGCUACCUCAUUCCUCCAUGGAAAAUGCACCCAUGGCUCAAAUGGCUUAUCUGGAUCAAUCCAGUUCAAUACGCUUUUGAAGCCCUCAUGGCUAAUGAGUUUUACAAUCUCAACAUCGAAUGUACCCCGCCCUACCUUGUACCUGAAGGCCCAGAUGCAUCUCCUCAACAUCAAAGCUGCUUUCUUCAAGGUAGCCAGCCAAACCAAAUAGUUGUACAAGGUGGCGACUACAUUGAAGCCGCAUACACAUAUUCGCGAUCUCAUUUAUGGCGCAAUUUUGGCAUCAUCAUUGCAUGGCUCAUCUUUUUUGUCGUGCUGACCAUGAUCGGAAUGGAGCUACAAAAGCCGAAUAAAGGAGGUAGUUCCGUGACUGUUUUCAAGAGAGGUCAAGCACCGAAGGGUGUCGAUGAUGCACUUAAGAACAAGACCAAUCCUGGAGACGAGGAAGAUGGAAAUAAAGUGCAGAACAAUGUCAACACAGAGGAAGAAUCUGCUGGAGGAGAAAAGAGUGUUGAGGGUAUUGCAAAGAAUACGGCUAUAUUCACAUGGCAACAUGUUAAUUACGACAUUUCGGUUAAAGGAGGUCGGAAGAGACUCCUGAAUGAUGUCCAGGGCUAUGUAAGGCCUGGUCGACUGACUGCGAUGAUGGGAGCUUCUGGUGCUGGAAAAACCACUCUUCUCAAUGUCCUUGCUCAAAGGGUCAAUACAGGAGUUGUGACUGGCGACUUCCUGAUCAAUGGCCGUGGGCUGCCUAGAAGUUUCCAAAGAGCAACGGGAUUCGCAGAGCAGAUGGACGUUCAUGAGCCUACCGCAACUGUUCGCGAAUCUUUAAGAUUCUCUGCCAGACUACGACAGCCGCGUGAGGUUCCUUUGCAAGAAAAGUACGAUUACUGCGAGAAGAUCAUUGAUCUGCUCGAGAUGCGGCCAAUAGCAGGUGCUACUGUAGGUUCUGGUGGCUCAGGACUUAACCAGGAACAGCGCAAGCGUCUCACAAUCGCAGUCGAGUUAGCAAGUAAGCCCGAACUACUUCUCUUUCUUGAUGAACCAACGUCUGGUCUGGACUCACUUGCGGCGUAUAAUAUUGUACGGUUUCUUCGUCGCCUCGCCGAUGCCGGACAAGCUGUGCUGUGCACAAUCCAUCAGCCAUCGGCAGUUUUAUUUGAGCAGUUUGAUGAUCUGCUACUGCUGAAGAAUGGGGGCCGUGUGGUGUAUCAUGGAGAAGUAGGUUCAGAAGACUCCCGCACUAUGAUAGACUACUUUGAACGCAAUGGCGGAAAAAAGUGUCGAAGGGAUGCGAACCCUGCAGAGUAUAUGUUGGAGGUCAUUGGAGCUGGUAAUCCGGAUUAUAAAGGCCAAGACUGGGGAGAUGUAUGGGCCAGCUCUGAAGAACACGCCGCGCGAACGCGAGAAAUUGAAGAGAUUGUUACAUCGAGGAGAAACGACACGACGAGUCAAGAGACAAAGGAUGAUAGAGAAUAUGCCAUGCCGGUAUGGGCGCAGAUUAUGACGACCACCAAGCGGUCGUUUAUAGCAUAUUGGCGGUCACCCGAAUAUCUUCUUGGCAAAUUCAUGCUCCAUAUCUUUACCGGUCUGUUCAAUACCUUUACAUUCUGGAAACUUGGACAUAGUUAUAUCGACAUGCAGUCGAGACUGUUCUCUGUCUUCAUGACUCUGACGAUCUCACCUCCACUCAUUCAACAGCUCCAACCACGAUUCCUCCAUUUCCGAAAUCUGUACGAAUCGCGUGAAGCCAAAGCAAAAAUUUACUCCUGGCCAGCCUUCGUUGUCAGCGCUGUUUUACCCGAGAUUCCAUACUCAAUCAUAGCAGGCUCUAUUUAUUUUAACUGCUGGUACUGGGGCAUCGGAUUCUCUCGAGACUCGUUUACUGCUGGUUUCACCUACAUCAUGAUCCUUCUUUUCGAGCUUUACUACGUCAGCUUCGGACAAUUUAUUGCCGCUCUCUCGCCCAACGAACUAUUCGCAUCGCUUAUCGUACCAGCCUUCUUCACUUUUGUUGUCUCCUUCUGUGGUGUCGUGGUGCCUUAUUCGGGUCUGCCCACUUUCUGGAGAGCAUGGAUGUACUGGCUUACGCCGUUUAAUUAUCUACUGGAAGCACUUUUGGGUGUCUUGGUGCACGAUCAGCCGGUGCAAUGCGUGGCUCGUGAGGAGGCUAGAUUUACUCCACCGCCAGGCUCGACUUGUCAGAAUUAUACCAGUGCUUUUACAGCUGAGGCUGGUGGGUACGUCACCGAAUCUGAUGGGAUGUGCUCUUUUUGCGCAUAUGCCACUGGCGAUCAAUUCGCCUCCAGCUUCAACGUGUUUUACUCCCAUAAAUGGCGCGAUUUUGGCAUCUUUUGGGCAUUUAUUCUCUUCAAUUUCUUUGUGGUAUUCGCACUGUCAUGGUUUUAUCUCCAUGGCGUCCAGGACCUGAAAAAGGCACUGAGUGUACAAAAGGCGAAGAAGAGUAGCAAUUCAAGCGGCGGAAUGGCUGAGAAGAGUCGUCCAGGGUCGACUUCUUCUAAUGAGUAG